ACAACAACAACAACAACAACAACAACAACAACAACAACAACAACAACAACAACAACAACAACAACAGCAACAGCAACAACAAUCAUUACCACCGCCACCAACAUCUCCAACAUUAAGAUGUGCAUCAAAUGGAGUCUUGUUAAGACCUAAACAUCAUUAUAAUAAUAAUCAACAAAAUUCAACAAAUAUUUAUCAAAAAUCAUCAAAAGACAUGGGUAAAAAGCUUAAACGAUUUACAUUAGAUACAGUUGAAAAUCGUUGGCAUCAUCCAUAUCAAACAUUUUCAAAUAAUCAACAAAUAUCUGAAUCUAACCUCUAUCGUUCAUCAAUGGCUAUUGUACCUAGUCUUAAUGCUAAUGUAUAUGGUGUUCAAAUAAAUAACAAUAAUAAUAUAUCAUCAUCAGUAAAACAACCUCCAUCACAACAAAAAGAUGAAUCAAAUAAUGAAUUACAACAAACAAGACCUAAGACACGAGAUUUAGUUCGUAGUCGAACAAUUGAUUGUCAUCCACCAUCUAUAGAAACAACACCUAUUCUUCAACGAACACCUUCAAGACAAAAUAUUGUUACACAUCAUCAAAUGGUAUCUGAUCCAAUGGAUCAAGCUGAUAUUGAUACGACAGUUUCAACAACAUAUUCAACUAGUCGUAGUAUCGAACAACAACAGCAACAACAAAAUAACAAUAAUAAUAAUAAUAAACAUUCAUGGAAUUCAGAACCACGAAAGUCAGUAUAUGGUAGUGAUAGUCAUUUAAUAAAUUCCAAUGGACAUAAUUCUUCUUUUAGUCGUCCAUGUUAUUCACCUACGAAAAGUGAUUAUGCUCAUGUAAGUAAAAUUGUAAUGACACCUCAACGAGAAUCAAAUUAUGAUCUAAUCAAAUCGGCUAAAUCAUUAGUAAAACAACAUACAACAACUUUACCAAAAACACCAAUAGAAUCAAAUCGAAGACAACAAUCAACUACUAAUAUUUUCGGUGUAUAUCCUUAUGCUCGAACAGCUAUACUUCAUGUUGCAAAUGCUCUAAUGCCAACAUCUUAUCAACGUCAACAAUCAAUUCGUUUACCAAGUACAAAAUCCCGUCAUCAUGAUCGUUAA
Rotaria sordida is the source of this 1096-nucleotide messenger RNA. NCBI's taxonomy places the organism in Eukaryota, Metazoa, Rotifera, Eurotatoria, Philodinida, Philodinidae. The record is from the annotation of a GenBank genome assembly.